Messenger RNA from Laccaria bicolor S238N-H82, 2046 nucleotides. RefSeq lists its product as uncharacterized. The coding region runs from base 1 to 2046 and encodes 681 amino acids. The record is from RefSeq and is a predicted model, not a curated record. The transcript has 5 exons. Lineage: Eukaryota; Fungi; Basidiomycota; Agaricomycetes; Agaricales; Hydnangiaceae.
AUGAGUACUCAUUCUCAAUCCCCUGAACCAUCUGCCCCACUUUCCAGUCAAACCAAGCACCAUGGGUCCGGGAGGCAUUGGACCGAUGAAGAAAGUGCUCUGUUGGAAAAACAUCGGGAGGAGUACAGAGACGCCAACGACGCUGCUCGUGCUGAGAUAUUUUCUCGAGUUUUGCAAGACAUGCUCGACAUACUCCCCAAUGGAAAAUCGUUCAAGAAGGAAGAAAGAUCAGCUGUUAAAAAAGAUAUUAAAGAGUGGUUUGCCCGGUACAGUCGUAAGAGAAGUCAGAAAAUGCCGAGGAUGGGAAAGUCGUGGCACGCCCGGUGUGUGUUCCAGCAUGAGAACAAGGACGCCAUCGAUACUGAAGCGAAAAGGCUUUGUGCCGAAGCCAUUGAAGAGGGACAAAAGAGGCCUAAAGGGGGAGAUCCCACUCAUUUUUAUUUUCGGGAGCGGGUCGUGACUCAAAUGAUGGGAAAACUGAAGAAAAGGGAGAAAGACGUACUGCAGAGGACGGCCGAGGAGUACAACAAGAAGGGAGUUGACCCAGAACUCAAGUCCAAACUGGCUGUAAAGAACUGCACGGCUCGGAUGCAUGCAUUUUCCAAGGAACUUUAUGACACAAUGGGUGUCUGGGUCUUUAUCUUAGGAUGUUAUCUGAAGCCCAAUGGUAAUUUGGACGUCUCGACGUACGACUUCAAUCAAGAACUCGGCAAUGGGAAAGACUUUAUUGAUAACCAUAGCUGGACUUUCCAUGAGGAAGGAAUAUCGGUAUCUUCUUGGAGAGCACACAAUGAAGAAUACUAUGGGUUGGAGGAUCUUGCUUUGGCCGAAGGAGGACACCGAUCCCGGGGUGCUAUGACUUUGGAGAAGAACCUAUACCUGGAACCUAUUCUACCCAAUCCAUCGAAACCACCACUUAAAACUUCCUGCCCUGUAUCACUAAACAUUUGUCUACUUAGAUCUUGCAGCUGGGCAGAAUCAGUAAAUGGAGAAGGUAACAACUUUUACAAGUUUCUUGAUCCCUCCAAAUUCCCGAUGGAGAUGGUCACUGAAGCUCUCAAGUUUUGUGUUGGGAAGGGCAAGAAGCCCGGCAGAAGCAAGGGUCAAAGGAGAGGCUGGGCAGCAACCAAGUCACCAUCAGAUGAGGAAGCCAUGCCAAAGAGAAAGGAAGGGGUGGAAGAUCAGCAGUUCGAUGACAAAAGUUGGAAGGAUUUGGAUGUGGACAAGCCGGUCAAGAAACGAACCGAACAGUUUUCUAAGGAUGACUGGACUCCUGAUUGGGAUGGCUCCGAUGACGAUGGAGAAGACUUGGAUGUGGAGAAACCAACCAAGAAACCAACCAAACAGCAUGAUGAACAUCGUGAGGAUGGCUCUGAUGAUAGUGACUCAGACUCCGAUAAUGGUCAAGAGAGGCCAAAGCAGGAUACUCUGACCGAGCCCACAGUGAAACCUAGCAGGGUCAACCCGACCUUGGAAGAGGAUAGAGACUCGGGAUCAGAUUUGGGCUCAGACAAUGCUACGAUCACUGUAGAUACCAGCCCCGAGCUUCAGCCUCGGUACAACGACACCCGGGCUCUCUCCCAUGAAGUACCAUCGGACACUGAGGUCUUGGCUGAUGAUACAUUUUGGGAAGCCGACCUGGGCUGUGGGGUGGAGUCGGCCGAUCGAGCGAAGAAGAGAAAAUUCACUGAUGAGGAGGAUACACCCUGCAAGUUUCCUCGGUUAGAGAAGGGUUACAAACUUGGCCCGAGGAGUGCCCAACCAGGCAAAGUCAAAUGCCGAGCUGCCUCGGCUGUUAUCCAAGCCACUGUCAAACCAGCUCAAGCAACCAAUCCGAGGUCGGACACAACCAAAGCUUCGAAUAGCUUUGAUUUCACCAAGUCAAGUGGUGUCAAUGCAAAACGACCAGUCCCUUCAAAACAAAAGAAGUCAGAGGCCAGUCCCAGUCAGCAACCAUCUAUUGAUGUCCCCACCAAGCCAAAACCAAAGCCUCGUCCUAUCAUGAAAGGCAAGGUUUCUACAGGGGAACUUGGUAUAGUAACCUGA